CAAUGUACUAUCUCACUCAUUACUUUAAGGUCUGAUUAUUCAAGACACUUGUGCUGUUGAGUUUCCAAGAGAGCCACACUUAUAUCUAAAAUGCCUGUUGACUUCAGUGGAACAUGGGACAUUGUCAGCAAUGUCAAUUUUGAGGGAUACAUGAUUUCACUUGGCAUUGAUUUUGCAACGCGCAAGAUUGCCUCACUGUUGAAGCCACAGAAGGUAAUUGAGCAAGAGGGUGACUGUUUCACAAUAAAGACAUUCACUACUUUCAGAAACUAUGAUUUGUCAUUCAAAAUUGGAGAAGAGUUCAUUGAAGUGACGAAAGGAUUGGACAACAGGUCAUGCCAGACUGUAGUGAACUGGGAAAAUGAUAAGCUGGUGUGUGUUCAGAGAGGAGAGAAGAAGAACCGAGGGUGGUCUCACUGGAUCCAGGGAGAUGAGCUUCAUCUGGAACUUACCUGUGAGGAUCAAGUCUGCAAGCAAGUUUAUAAAAGGUCUCUGUGAUCUUUAUCCUAGAGCUCAAGAAAAUGUAGUUUGCUUGUAUACAUAAAUAAAGAGCGUUUGAUUUGAA
Molecule: messenger RNA, 565 nt
Organism: Labrus mixtus (cuckoo wrasse)
Lineage: Eukaryota; Metazoa; Chordata; Actinopteri; Labriformes; Labridae
Gene: rbp7b
Product: retinol binding protein 7b, cellular
Exons: 4
Coding region: 91-498 (135 amino acids)
Biological process (GO): fatty acid transport
Cellular component (GO): nucleus; cytosol
Molecular function (GO): fatty acid binding
Source: RefSeq, a predicted model, not a curated record